Messenger RNA from Engraulis encrasicolus (European anchovy), 1877 nucleotides. RefSeq names its product glycerophosphocholine cholinephosphodiesterase ENPP6-like. The transcript has 8 exons. Bases 5 to 1303 code for a protein of 432 amino acids. Gene Ontology annotation, cellular component: plasma membrane. Gene Ontology annotation, molecular function: glycerophosphodiester phosphodiesterase activity. Gene Ontology annotation, biological process: choline metabolic process; lipid metabolic process. The record is from RefSeq and is a predicted model, not a curated record. NCBI's taxonomy places the organism in Eukaryota, Metazoa, Chordata, Actinopteri, Clupeiformes, Engraulidae.
CAUAAUGAUAUCUACCACUACCUUUACUCUCCUUCUUAGCACACUUUUAGGUUCUUGCCAUGCAGGUGGAAAACUUUUAGUGUUUCUCAUUGAUGGACUUCGUCAUGACUAUCUGGAUGAUUUGGAAAGUUUGCCAGGCUUCCGGGCAUUUGUGGAAAAUGGGGUGAAGGUGGAAUACAUGACCCCAGAAUUCCCAAGUUUGUCCUAUCCAAACUACUACUCUCUCAUGACAGGCCGAAACACAGAGGAGCACCAGAUGACUGGGAACUACAUGUGGGACAUGGACUCUGACAAGGAGUUCCUGAUUGGCACCAACAUGGACAGCCGCCUGCCCCUGUGGUGGAACGGAUCAGAACCGAUCUGGGUCACCAUGGAGAAAUUGCAGAGGAAGGUUCACAUGUACCAUUGGCCAGGCUGUGAGGUAGAGAUCCUUGGAGUGAGGCCCUCCCUCUGUGUGCCGUACUUUCAAAAUGCCUCUGAGAAGAAUUUUACGGACGCUGUGGAGCAGGCACUGGAUGCAUUAAACCAAGACCAAGCAGACAUGGCAGCAGUGUACUUUGAGAAGGUGGAUGCAGUGGGACACUUUUUUGGGCCCAACUCCCUGCAGAGGCUUGGAACUGUCCUGGCAUUGGAUGCUGCCAUGCAAUUAAUCAACCAGACUAUAGAGGCGAAAAACAUGAGUGAGAAUCUCAAUAUUGUUAUGUUCUCCGACCACGGCAUGUCUGAGAUCAUAAACCUCAUCGAACUGGACAAACAUAUCAACCUCACUGACCUCAUCAAGGUCCUGGACGUUGGGCCGGUUGUGAGCCUGUGGCCAAAGCCGUCAAAGUUCGAAGAGAUAUUCACAGUUCUCAGUGCCGUGGGCAACAUGACAACUUACCGCAAAACCCAAAUUCCUGAUCGAUUCCACUACAAAGAGGGGAGGUUUGUCUCCACACUGACCCUUGUGGCCAACGAAGGCUGGAUCAUCACACCAAGCAUAUCUUACCUGCCUUUCCCAGCAAACCUCACUGGGGACAGGGCGUAUGGUGCACACGGCUAUGACAACACACUGACAGAGAUGAGGGGAUUCUUUGUGGCAAAAGGCCCAGAUUUCAAGAGCAACUUCACUUCCAAGGCAAUCAGAGCUGUUGAUGUCUAUAAUGUCAUGUGUCGCUCCCUGGACAUCGAGCCUCUGCCCAAUAACGGCUCCAUGAAGCAGGUCCAGGACAUGUUCAUCAGCACCUCGUCCUGUAGUACACGUGUAACCCAGCAAAGGUGUGUCCUGACGCUGUUGCUUCUGGUGUUGGGCUUUCUCCUGUAGGCAGGGCUGGGUUAAGAUGGCCAGGGCCCCCCAGAGUACAGGUUGAGGUAGGCCCCCACAGAACAUAAAUUCUGUCACAAAAUUGGGUAUAGUAGGGGGAAUUGUAAUUCUGUGCCAGAAAUGAAAGAUGACCACUUAAAUGUUUCCAGGCCGUCCAGAUUGGUGCCAUUGCCUGUUCCCUCACCGGUUAUGUUCGGAAGUUGAGUGCUUACCUAACCACCCAUAUUCAUAUCGGGAUCUGUACUUUCCUGCAUGUGACCAUGUGUUAAAUGGAUUAAUCUGCUGACGUCUAUGCUGCCCUACAAAGGCAAAGUGCAGUAACUACAACAACACUGAAACCAUAGUAUUGUAGUUUCUGCACAUUUGACAGCAAUAUUUCUUUGUCACGAGAUAAAGGAAGUGUAAUGAAGAUCAUUUUUGGUCCAAACUCAAUUUUGACAAUAUGUAGUUACUGCACUUUGUAGGACAAUAUGUUGUCGAGACAAUUCACAGAGGAAAACCAGGUAGGCCUAUAUCGAUUCACAUAAUGAAUCAGCUUUUUGUUUCUCGAACGUUCAGAUUUUUGGUGUAAACA